Messenger RNA from Triticum dicoccoides, 2031 nucleotides. RefSeq names its product dynamin-related protein 4C-like. Gene Ontology annotation, cellular component: microtubule; membrane; cytoplasm. The transcript is spliced from 2 exons. NCBI's taxonomy places the organism in Eukaryota, Viridiplantae, Streptophyta, Magnoliopsida, Poales, Poaceae. The record is from RefSeq and is a predicted model, not a curated record. The coding region runs from base 1 to 2031 and encodes 676 amino acids. Gene Ontology annotation, molecular function: GTPase activity; microtubule binding; GTP binding.
AUGCCGAGCUCAAAGAAGAACAAAGCUUCAGACUCGUCCAAGAAUCUCCAGAUGGUGAUCAGCGACGGCAAGGGCGAGGCCGCGGCCAGCGCCGUGACCGGGAGCGCAAUCGCCGCGUCGUACAACGACCAGAUACGGCCGCUUCUCGACGCUGUGGACCGCCUGCGCCACCUCAAGGUGACGCAGGAGGGCAUCCAGCUCCCGACGAUCGUGGUUGUCGGCGACCAGUCCAGCGGCAAGUCGAGCGUCCUUGAGUCCCUGGCCGGCAUCAGCCUCCCUCGCGGCCAGGGCAUCUGCACCCGCGUGCCGCUCGUCAUGCGGCUCCAGGACGACCCCUCCGCCGACUCGCCGGUGCUGCAGCUUGAGCACAUCAACGGCCGCGUGGUGACCACCACGGAGGCCAAUGUCGCGGACGCCAUCAACACCGCCACCGCGGAGAUAGCCGGGUCGGGCAAGGGGAUCUCCGACGCGCCCAUCACCCUCGUCGUGCGCAAGCGGGGCGUGCCCGACCUCACCCUCGUCGACCUCCCCGGCAUCACGCGCGUGCCGGUCAAAGGGCAGCCCGACGACAUCUACGACCAGAUCGCCAAGAUCAUCAAGGACUACAUCUCGCCGAAAGAGAGCAUUAUCUUGAACGUGCUCUCUGCCACGGUCGACUUCCCGACGUGCGAGUCCAUCCGCAUGUCGCAGCAGGUGGACCGCACUGGUGAGCGCACGCUUGCAGUGGUCACCAAGGUGGACAAGUCCCCCGAGGGCCUGCUCGAGAAGGUCACCAUGGACGACGUCAACAUUGGCCUCGGGUACGUCUGUGUCCGCAACCGCAUCGGGGACGAGACCUAUGACCAGGCUCGUGUAGAGGAGGAGAAGCUGUUCAAGUACCACCAUCUGCUGUCCAAGAUCGAGAAGUCCAUGGUGGGCAUUCCUGUGCUUGCGCAGCGACUCAUGCAGAUUCAGGCGACCAUCAUCGCCAAGUGCCUCCCGGGCAUCGUCAAGCAGAUCAACGACCGCCUUAGCCGGAGCAGCACCGAGCUCAACCAGAUGCCGCCUGAUCUUGUUAGCGUCGCUGACGCGGUGAGAGAGUUUAUUCGUAUUGUCAAGCAGGUGUGCUCUUCCCUGGAGAAGAUACUGGUGAGGGGCGAGUUCGAUGAGUUCCCUGAUGACUGCCAUUUCCACGGCACGGCCCGUAUCGCGGAGAUGCUCAAUGCAUACGCAAAGAAGCUGCCUGUAGAAGUCCCAGGGCGUGGCGGCCUGUUCCUGAUGGAGGAGGUGAGAGUUCUGGAGGAGACCAAGGGCGUCAACCUCCCCAACUUCCUGCCAAGAUCGGCGUUCCAGGUCCUGCGCAAGAAGAAGGUGGAGACCGUCAUGCAGAUACCGCACGAUCUUGUCAAUGAGGUGUGGGAGUAUGUGGAGGACUUGGUGUCAAAGGUAGUUCUGCAGCAUGCCGACAACUUCCCUCAGGUGCAGUCAUCCUGCCGCCGUGCAGUCCAGAUGCUGAUGGAGAAGGCGCGUGCGCGAUCCGCGCAGCACAUUGAGGAGCUGAUGGAGAUGGAGCUGGUAGCUGAUUUCACGGCUAAUCCUGAAUACAUGAAGACUUGGUACGAGAUCAUGGAAAGUCAUGAGAAGUUUAUGGACGCUGUGGUGGACACCUCCAAGUCCACCCUUCUUAACCUGGUAGGCUUUGGAGAAGUGGACGUGUCGCAUCUGAGGGUGAAUUCUGAGUUGGCAGGGCAGGCGUUUGACCUGAGCGCGCGCGUGACCGCCUACUGGAAGAUCAUCGUGCUCCGGCUCAUCGACGGCCUGGCGCUGCACGUCCUUCGUGGCGUCAAGCGGCUCGUGGAGAGUGAGCUCGAGAGGGAACUGUCUGACGAGCUUUUGGGUAACAAGCUGGCAGGGGUGGAGCGGAUGCUCAUGCCGUCGCCUGGCAGUGGCACCAAGCGUGAGCGCCUCAAGAAGAGCAUCGUGCUGCUUCGGCAGUCCAAGGAGGUCGUGGCCAACAUCAUGGACAGGAUCAGUGCGUCGGGUGAAAUCUAG